Molecule: messenger RNA, 1043 nt
Organism: Arachis stenosperma
Lineage: Eukaryota; Viridiplantae; Streptophyta; Magnoliopsida; Fabales; Fabaceae
Exons: 2
Coding region: 294-692 (132 amino acids)
Source: RefSeq, a predicted model, not a curated record
CCACGUAACCAAUCUCAUCCCCUUUUUUUUUCUUUCUCUUUCCUUCUUCCUACGCAAUUCAUUAUUAUUUUCUUCUUCUCUCAAACUUCACGCAAACCAAUUCCUUCGACGCAACCCCAACCCCAAUCCCUUUUUCCGUUAACACACAAAACACCGCAAAACCGUAUAGCGUCUUUCUGUUCCUGAAUCGCCCAUUUAACCUACCACGUUCUCAUCAAAUUAAAUUCAAAAUUAGAUCUUUUUCUCAGGUUGUAUAAUUUUCACGAAGGAAGAAAGAAAGAAAAAGGGGGAUCAUGACGAGGAGAGAGCAUCAAGAUCAACAAUCCCGUGUUCUGUGCGAGCUGUCGGCCCUAGUUUUCAGCCUCCUGAGGAACCCGCUGCCAGGCCACCUGGCCCUCCCUGACGGUGGUCCGGCAUCGGUGGUGCCUGUGCCGCCCUCUGCAUCGGCGUAUAGGAGGGCCCCAGAGAUAACGCCGGCGGGAUUCGCGUCGCUUUUGCUGGGGAUAUCGGUGGCGCUGAUGCUGUGCGGAUCGGUGACGUUCUUGAUAGGGUUCAUGCUGAUGCCUUGGGUUCUUGGCUUGGUUAUGGUGUUCUACGUUGCCGGCAUCGUUUCCACGCUUUCCCUUCUAGGCCGUUCUCUUCUUUGUUUUCUAACGCCUCGCAAGGAUGUUCCUGAGUGGAAACUUUUGUGAAGCGUUAAAACAAUGGAGUUGAGCACUAGAAUGCUCUGCUCUGUGUGCAUGAGCUGCUCAUGCAAUGCAACCAAUAGAAGAAUGAAUGAAGAUCACUGUGCUUCUCCUCUUAUUAGUUAUAUUAGAAGCAGGGAUCGUGGGAUAAACUCCUUUUGUUUAAGUUAUCAAAAUCUGUGGAUAUUGCUUCUCUUUUGAUUUUACAAAAUAGCAAAGCAAAAUUCAACACUAAGAAUUCUGGAGCUCUUGCUAGCUUCUUUCUUCUGUUAUCAUUUUUUUUCCUCACUGUUAUAAGUUUAUGACAUUUGUAAAUUUCAAAUAUAUAGGCUUUUCAGUUUCCCCUUUUUUUUUCAA